Cylas formicarius (sweet potato weevil) is the source of this 1604-nucleotide messenger RNA. It is a transcript of the gene Mip, whose product is annotated as prothoracicostatic peptides. The transcript is spliced from 6 exons. The record is from RefSeq and is a predicted model, not a curated record. Lineage: Eukaryota; Metazoa; Arthropoda; Insecta; Coleoptera; Brentidae. The coding region runs from base 279 to 905 and encodes 208 amino acids.
AUUUUCACUUAGCGCUGCGUUAUUGCCAGCGCAUCUCUCCCGAUCGCUUUGCAUUCCCGGACUUAUUGUAGCGCGAACCGAUAGACGAAACUCCUGAAAAAGUUUUCCAGACUCGUGAAUUUUAAUUUUUUCCCCGGCAAGUUUAUCAAACGGGUGGAAUUCGAGGUGUUUCCUGACAGAUUCGACAAUUCAAACUGGGUUAAAAAUUUAUUUAGUAGGAGUCCUUUGGUCUGAGAAACGAUCAUAAACUCGAAACAAAAUCUGCCGUUUCGAUAGUAAUGUCACCUCCGAUUUGCUCUCAUCCCGUGCACGGCAAAACUGCGGAGAAGUUUUUGUACGUCGUUGCCUUCGCCUGUUGCUUUGAAGCCGUGAUUUUAGCCGUAGCCGCUAACGAUGUGACGUCGUCACUAAAUUCGGGGAAAUCCUCGGAUGACAAUCUUCAGCUGGAUGGGGAUUUACCGAAAAGAGACUGGAAUCAAAAUCUGAAGAUGUGGGGCAAAAGGGGAUGGAACAAUCUUCACACAGGCUGGGGCAAACGUACGCCCGUUUCGUGGGACGAAGAAAACGCCUAUUCCCCAUCAAUUUCCGAAAAACGAAUGUGGCAAAAUCUGCAGGGCGGCUGGGGUAAAAGGUACAUUCCAUCGGAGAACGAACUCGUACUAAAACAGUUGGAAGCAGCAAUGGAAGACCAACGAAGCAAUGAAGAAAACGAUCUAGACUCACCCAUCGAAGGUGACAUGGACAUGCACGAAUUCGACAAGAGAAACUGGAACAAAUUCACCGACGGAUGGGGCAAAAGGAGCAAUAACAAUAAGUGGGACAAAUUCAGGGGUUCCUGGGGAAAGCGCGAACCAGCCUGGAACAAUUUGAAGGGCAUUUGGGGAAAGCGGAGCUUUUCAGAAUAACUUAACAGCAUGUAAUUUUUGUGUUAGUUUUCGAUUAAAAACUGAAACGACCAUCAAUGUGAACAAAUAUUUUUUUUACCAAAGAGCAAUGUUAUGUCUCCUUAAAAACAAGUUUGCCUAUAUCUAAAAAUCUGGUACCUUUUCACAGGCCUAGUAUUCACGAAGAUCUCACGGACAUAUUUGUACAAAAUUAAUAUUGCGCGGUUCAUGACGUACAAAGCAGGAAAUUAUUGUAUAUAAGGGCUUAAGGGCUAGGACAAAAAUGCAAACUGUAAAUAUGAAAAGUUCGAUGCUCACUUUGUACAAACAUAUCCGUACCCUAUUAUGAAAUCUGCUCUUCUGCAUUAUUCCAAUGUUGCCAAAUUAAUAUUGAAACAACUUCAAGAUCAGAAAAAAACUGCUUAUUCAACCGAAAUUUUAUUAACCAGCAUCAAUUUUUAUUUUCUUGACUUUUACGCCUAAGAAAUAAACUAAACUACGUAUAUUCACAAAAUUUUCGAUGUUAUCAAGAAUAGGUCAAUUUUUGGUAAGUUUAUAUAAUUUUCGUUACUAGUUGCGGACGUUUAUAGUUACGGACAACGUAAUUUAAUGAAAUAUUUUUCAUUGUACUUCUGGCUAUUUAAAGUUUAAGACUAAUCUAACAUAGAUAACAUAUGGUAACUGUAUUGUAUUGUAAGCAAAAUACAUCAAUAAUUGCAU